Messenger RNA from Limanda limanda (common dab), 5186 nucleotides. RefSeq names its product leucine zipper protein 1 (gene luzp1). The transcript is spliced from 8 exons. Bases 677 to 4003 code for a protein of 1108 amino acids. The record is from RefSeq and is a predicted model, not a curated record. NCBI's taxonomy places the organism in Eukaryota, Metazoa, Chordata, Actinopteri, Pleuronectiformes, Pleuronectidae.
AGAGAGGCGGGACCUCGGAGCCGGGAAGGGCGUUCUCUUUGCGGUCAGACCGGGCAGAGUCAUCCCGAGGGGUGGGUCCUCCGGCAGCACAGAAGGAAAACCCACCUUUUUUCAUUGUUACGGACGCGGUGGUGGAAUGUGAUGGUUUGAUCUCCAGCAGCGGGCCAGCGACCGAGGAACUAUCAGACGAAAGCGGCACUCGGGAGCCGGUGUGACCGGGAAGCCAGAGCCAAGUGUCCGGGCCGAGGCUGAGUCUGUCCGGGUGAACUCGUCCGGGAAGAGGCAGCAGCAGCAGCGAGUCCCGCCGGCCGCAUGAGCUCGCACCCUGGGAAGUUGUGUGGAUUUUACCGGAGCGGGUGUUUUACUGGGACCGGGCGCUGGAGCCGCGAAGGAUGGAGACUUCCCAGAGUGGAGCUUAAUGUGCCCGCAGACAUACGGCUACAUGUGAAAUAUGACAGAUUCACCUUCUAAACACCACCCUGUGGGAUCUUCAGAGUUUUAAAGCGACAGCCACUGGAAGAAAACAAGGCAGACCAUCAAGAGAAAAGAGCUUUUCUUCAAGAGCCUGAAGGACUUGCUAUCACUACCACACAAAUGUGGACCAUCCAAAACGGUGUCAUCAAAUUGUCUGAGUAACAAAAUAUAUCUAACUGAUUAAACAUACAACUGUCUCGCCAUGUCUGAUUGUAAAGACAUGACACAUCGCCACUUGCGGCACAAGCUACAGAGUCUUGGCCGCAGACUGGAUGAACUUGAAGAAGCCACCAACAAUCUGCAGAAGUCUGAAGAUGAGCUUCUUGACCUGCAGGACAAGAUCAUCCAGGCGGAGGGCAGCAACUCCUCCCUGCUUUCUGAUGUGGAGGCCCUGAGGAAACGUCUCUUAAGGAUCCAGGGUAAAGAUGAGGAGGUACGCAAAGCUGAGGACCUCUGUCGCACUGUCAGGGAGAAACUGGAAGAGGAGGAAAGUCUUACACAGGAGCUAAAGGCCGAUACUGAACGUCUACAACGGCGAAUGGCCGAACUGGAGAAACUGGAAGAAGCCUUUGGGAAAAGCAAGUCUGACUGCAGCCAGCUCUGCCUCAGUCUAAACGAGGAGAAGAACUUGACCAAGAAGCUCUCUUCUGAGUUGGAGACUCUCAAAGCCCGUUUAAAGGAGAUGGAGGGGUCUGAGACAAAGCUUGACAGAGCAGAGAUGGCUUUAGCUGUGGAGCUUGAAAAACUCAAGGGAUUCACCCAGACCUUUGUGAAUGAGCGUAAGAGGCUACUAGAGAAACAGAGAGAGGACGAGAAGAGCAUUCUAAAGCUGACAGAAAAACUGGCGCACCAGAAAAAUCGCCUUAGCAUGUCUCCAGAUACUGGCCGGCCAGAUUUCAUGCGGUCACGAAUUGAGGAUGAGCUGUCAUCCACAGGGCUGCUCUCAAGUAAACUGGGUGGUCACAGGAAGAACCUUGACUACUGUAAGCUGCCAGUUGACAACAUCAGUCUUAUGAACAAAUCUGAAAAUGAGAAGAACAGCGGCACUGAAGGGUCGCAGGAAGAGGACAACAAGGUGAAAGAGUUGGCGCAGGAAGUCGAGAGGCUGAAGAAUCGCCUUAAACAGCUGGAGAUAGUGGAGGAUGAUUUGAAAAGCUCAGAGUCCAAAAAUGGAGACCUUCAUGAGAAGUUCCAGAUGGAACGAAACCGGGCUCACCAAUUAAGUGAGCAGGUGGAACAGCUCAGGACACAGCUGUGUGGGAAAGCUGGGAUUGGAGGAAAUGGAAUCAGUAACAUAGAUAAACAUGGCAAUGGAAGCAGUAACAUCUGCCCCCCGAACGUCCUGGAGAAUGGCAAAGCUGAGACCGAAGAGAUUAUGGUGAAGGGUGGUUUCAGACAAGAGAAGCCUAAAUAUAGGAGUGCUGCAGCUGUCUCAGAACCAAGCUCCCCUAAACACAGGAACAGGGAGCUCUCUCCUCAGCAUAAAAGAGAGACUAAGCUGAGGAGCAAAGAGCUGAGCCACUCUGAGGAAAGCUCUCCUAAGUCUGGGAGGAGAGCCCUUAGUCCUUCUUCCAAGAGCAGGAGGACACCCAAACCCUUAACUACUGCAAUGUCAUUCGAUAACGGGAUACGAGACACGGGACGAGGAACCGAGGAGAAGUCGCGAGGAUCCGCGUUCAGCUCCGUAAACACACCUGCUAGUGAUAUUAAAAAGAUGUCUGUUCUUAGUCGCUACCCUCCAGCUGCUAAUGCCCAGAAGCCACUGAGGACAACUCACAAGCAGACUGAUGGGGAGACAAAAAAGAGCAGAGUAGGAAAACCUUCAAAGUUGUAUGUUGGUAGUGAUAGUGAAUCAAACAACUCUGACGUAGUGCCUGAAAGCUCCGGUAACAUCAACAGUCUCUCUGCACUAGAGAAGGACACAGCGUCUGCCUCAGACCAGGAAUCAAUCGACCAGGUUCAGGAAUCUGCCUCUGUUGCGUCCACGCUGUCCAAAGCCAACGGAUCAUUCACAGCCUACAGAUCUCAAGUCACUCCUCUGCCGACCAGUGACCAUGGGUCAGAGGGUCAUUCCUCUGCCUCGGAAACAGAAUCUACGGGCUCAAGACCAUAUGAACCAGAGCCUGUGACUGAGACAGCUGCUUCAACCCUAAGCAGUAGGACUCCAACCUCCAGAUUUCCUAGAUACACCCAUGUCCAUGACUCAAAUUCAGAGGGCUCUUCCUCCAGGAGUUCAUUUGAUGAGGAGCUCCACAGCAGGGCACAGUUUGCAGAGGGGGGCCACCAGGGGCCAACGCAUACUCCGUCAGGGAUUGAGAUCCAGCGAGUGUGCAGCCCACGUGAGGGGCUGAGGACAAGAGCUGUCAUCAAGCCCGCUAUUGUUGAGAGCGAUAGAAAGGAAAUUAUGAUUUCGGAAUCUUUGUCUACCAACGGCAAACCCAAGAUCUCUACCAAACCAGUUGUGACCACGUCUAGUAAAAUGACCAGCAGUAUAACCAUCUACCCCAAUGACCCAAGCUCUUCCAGAACCAGCAGCCGCAGCAGCAGCGUGUGCAGUGAACCCAUGCCUGUCAAAGAGCGACACACCUCCACCAGUAACAUCCUCAUAGGUCCCGCCAGUGAGCACCGUGGCAGCAUUUCCGUCCCAUAUGAGUUCUCCAUCCCCAAGAGUGAGAUCGCUCUGCGGCCGUGCCAAGACCCGGACUACGGGUCGGACGAGCACAGUGAUUCCUCAUCAAAGUCCAAGCUCCACAGCAUCUCCAGAGUGGAGACCAGUCAUCUGUGCUGCCAACGCAGCAACUUCAACCUCCAGUCACCGGAUCCCACAUCCGCUGACUGGAGGCCGAGCCAAGAAGAGAGUGGACCAGAUAUGAAGAAUGUGACUGUGAGAAGCACCUGGAGGACCAGAAGCCCUGCCUCAGUGGAUGAGGUGGGUCGAGGGGCGACGAGGACGAUGCCAGAUGGUGGAUCUGAAGACGAGGCUGAAGCUGUAACAACAUGGAGAGCUUACCGGGCAACUACCACACUGGAUACGGAAGAAGCAUUACACAGUGCUGUUGGGAAUGCUGCGGCGCAGAAGGGAGCCAGGCCGACUCCUGCAGAGGUCUACAUGCGGAGAAUCAAGAGUGUGGUUCCAAGCACUAAAGAAUCAGAGGAACAACUCAUGCGCAGAGGGAAGCGUUCUCCGUCUCCCGCUCUGGAAACCGGCGGCAUGGGGAAGACUGUGCCCCACGCGCCGGUCACCUCUCAGUCCUGGGGGCGAUCAUACACCCAACAACCACCGGCUGCUGAUAGCGUAGAUCCCACUCCGAACUCCAGCCACAGCCCGGCCUCCUGGAGACGAAACCCUCCCAGCGGCGACCCGCAACACCUGGGGAGCUCUUACGACCGGGUGGCCAAGACAGCAGGAGCCUCCUCCAGAGGAGGGGAGCCGUGGUCCAGUCGGGGUCAAGGGUCGGUGGCCAAAGCAGAGGGGAGGAGCGGAGCAGGGAGUCGACCAUGGAGCCAUCGUCCGUCUGAAUAUCAAUAGACCGGGUCUGAACAGGACUUCAGCAGGAAGGAGGACAGCACUCCAUUAAGCCCUCCCUGGCAAAAGCGGAGCCAAACACCGGUUCUCCCAUCAACUAACGGCUACACCUAUUACCACCAUCUCCCACAGACGACAUCUGCAGCUUUGAUCACGAGCAAAGACAAGACAAAAAAAAAAGUUUCAGCCGUAUAAAGAGCAACAAACCACGGAUUUGACCUUGAGAGCACACACACUGUCAUGUGAGCGGCUCUUCCCAUCCGGAAACCUUCUCCGUCCCCAAAGAGGCAUAAAUGGAAAGACCUGUGCCUGUCCAGCGUUUUGGAGGUCGCCUCACCAGCCCACGUAUCCUCUUCUGCUCCUUGCCUUGGAUGUAUUAUAGUGUAAUCCCAGAAUUUGACAAGGGAGAGGCUGGCAUGCUGGUGGACGGCUGGAGAGUAUAUAUUUUUUUGUGCGUGCCAGAGAGGGUUUGAAGAGCGUCAGAGGAAGAAGGACUCACAACAUUGAGAAGGCCUUUCUCCCAGAACCGCCACAGCUGGAUGUGUCGCUUUGGAAUCACAAUUUUUGAAACUUUCAAACUGCAUUUAUCAGCAGUAACAUGUUUAAUCUUCAUCUGAAAGGGGGCUGGGAUCUUCAUGCUGAAUGCUUCACAAACUAAAGGAUCUGUACUUUAACUGUGACCAAAAACAGAAAGCGAAUUACCCUCUUUGCAGACCCCAUUCACAUUUUCUCUGUGGGCUCAGUUUUAUUUCAGUCAGACCAUCUACUUUCUUUUCAUGAGUUUAUUUUACAUUCAAACCAUACAAACACAUGCACAUUUCUAGCAUUAGGGGUUAUUUUUAACCAUUUUCCUGGCAUGCAGUGACCUCAAACUGGAUUCAAACUUCAUUCUUAAAUGUCGAGUGAACCCUUGCAUGUUUAGAGUCAAAAGUAAAAAAAAUGGAGAGCACUUGAGAGAAUGCGACUUGGCAUACAUUACACUCUGCGUCUCUGCCACACACACACACACAAUUUCUGACAGACUGGGACCUUACUUAUGCUUUUUGCCAUUUUCACCAGUUGUUUUAAUGCUUUGUAAUUCGCUUCCUGUUCUGCAUCGUCCUUUUCCUCGUUGUCUGCUUAAUCAUAUCAAGAUAAGUAGUUUGCACGUAAUAAAAUGCAACGCACAUGUAUAAAAAUAGAAUGA